UGAAGUGACGUGGUGAAUUUUUCACCGAUUUAAUCGAGCUUUUAUUCUCGAUUCUAAAUAUCUCCCCUUUUUCAAUAGAGAUUUCAAAAAAUGGCUGACAAGUUGUUCUCGAUUCGCAAUUAUUUCUUUCUCGGAAGUUAUCAGUCUUGUAUUGGAGAGGCUUUGAAGUUCUCAUCGAAAAACGAAGAGGAAAAGCAGGAGAAGGAUGUUUAUUUGUACAGAUCGUAUAUUGCACAAGGACAAGCUUUUAUUCCAUUGAAAGAGAUCCCAGCCGCCACGAAGUCUGCUGAUUUAGCUGCUGUUCGCAGGUACGCCGAAUUCCGCAACAAUCCAGCUGCCAAGAAGAAGAUUCUGGCUGAAGUUCAAGAAGAAGUUGCCUCAAGAAACAUUAAAUCAGAAAUCGCAGCUGUUCUUGCCGCUACUAUUCUCAAUGAAGCUGAUCUCUCCCAAGACGCAUUCCGUGCAGUUUCCCGUUUCGAAGGUCUCGAGGCUCGUGCCUCCAAGGUGUUUAUUCUCAUUAAAAUGAACAAGCGGAAGCUUGCAAUUGGUGAAGUGAAGAAAAUGAAUCAAAUCGACGAGGACGCUACUCUUUCUCAACUCGCAAAUGCUCUCGUCACCUCGUUCGGUGCAUCUGGAAAAGUAAAAGAUGCUCUUUACAUUUACAGCGAAAUGUCUGAUAAAUACGGAAGAACUACUGAUUUGGAGAUGCAUCAAGCUGUUGUUAGUAUUUUGACUCAAGACUAUGCUGCUGCAGAGGAGCUUUUGGAGAGUGCUCUGGAAAGAGAUAACAAAGAUGCUGAUGUGCUCAUCAACUCAAUCGUUUCCGCCCAGCUCAACGAAAAAGAUGACGAUGUCGUCGAACGUUUCAUCUCUCAGCUGAAGCAUGAGCAUCCAAAUCAUCCAUGGGUUAUCGAUUUCAAUGAGAAGGAAGCCGAAUUCGAUAGAGUCGCCAGCGAUUCCAGAGCCUAAUUUCCAUAAUCUCUUAUUUAUUUUCUGAAAUACGCCCUCUCUCAAUGUGAUUUCUUUGGUUUCUAAUUAUGCACGUCUAUUGGUUGAAAAAAUCGAUGUAAAAAUUAUGAGAAAAAUAAAUUAAAGUGUGGAACCAAAAAC
Molecule: messenger RNA, 1110 nt
Organism: Caenorhabditis elegans
Lineage: Eukaryota; Metazoa; Nematoda; Chromadorea; Rhabditida; Rhabditidae
Gene: cope-1
Product: Coatomer subunit epsilon
Exons: 6
Coding region: 91-969 (292 amino acids)
Biological process (GO): retrograde vesicle-mediated transport, Golgi to endoplasmic reticulum
Cellular component (GO): COPI-coated vesicle membrane; cytoplasm; Golgi membrane
Molecular function (GO): structural molecule activity
Source: RefSeq, marked reviewed